Debaryomyces hansenii CBS767 is the source of this 1629-nucleotide messenger RNA. Its product is annotated as Rpd3L histone deacetylase complex subunit. Bases 1 to 1629 code for a protein of 542 amino acids. NCBI's taxonomy places the organism in Eukaryota, Fungi, Ascomycota, Pichiomycetes, Serinales, Debaryomycetaceae. The transcript has a single exon. Gene Ontology annotation, biological process: negative regulation of transcription by RNA polymerase II. Gene Ontology annotation, molecular function: histone deacetylase binding. Gene Ontology annotation, cellular component: Sin3-type complex. The record is from RefSeq and is a predicted model, not a curated record.
AUGGCUACGGAAGAAUCAAACAACAAAGAAUCACCUUUAACAGACAUAGCCACGUCGCCUCCCCCAUUUGAUUUGACAUUGGAUAAUAAGGAGUUGGAAAACGACCAAACGUCUAAUUUCAUAUCGAAUAAAGCUAAUUCUGGCCAGGAAUCACAGGAAAACAACAGUAAGACGAAUCGAGAUAGCUACGAGAGUUCGGAGCUCAGUGAUUUGGGAGAGGACGAAUCAGAGGCAGAAACGGAUAAAAUGGACUUUUUGGAUGACGAUCCUAAUUCCAGCGGUGAAAAAGUGCUGGAUUUGAAUGCGAUUUCGAAGUUGACUGAAUUGGCACACUUGAAGGAGGUGGACUCGGACAACGAAGACGAUGAAAAUGUUGUCAAAGAAGAGCAAUCGGCACCACAUGAGGAAGACGGAGAGAAACUGGUGAAGGAGACCGAGGAAACGCUGGAAACCAACACCAAAAUAGAGGAAAGCUCGUCGGAUGGUGAAAUGUCAAUAAAUCCGAAGGAAAAUGCGGAGGCCAACAAAGAAAUCAUGGAAGAUUUGGAAAGAAUUAGCCAAAGUGUGGAAGAUGGCACCAAUAGAAGGCCUUCUAAACGUUCUAUAAGCGAACCCGAUCAGACGAAUAACAAGAAGCCAAAGAUGGAGAGUGAAGAAGAGCCAAAUACUGGAAAGACCGGUGAAGAUGUACCAGAUAAUGUGCUAAAUGAUGAGCACGAGAACUCAGACGUAGAGGAAUCGCAAAAAGAUGACUUGAAUAACGGUAAUAGUAAUAGUGGUGAGGACGAGGAGAACGAUGAUGCGAAUAAUGGAACAAAGACAGACGAUCAGGAGGCAGACGAGGAAGAUGAAGAUGCCGAUGAAAUGGGAGACUUUGAAAGUAGUGAAAAAGAUGUAGACAUUAAUGAGAAACGCAAACUUGCUAUCGAAGAGUUGAUUAUUAUCGAGUCAUCAUUUGCGGAAUUGAGAGAUAAAUUAUAUCAGGAUAAAUUGAAUUUACUUGAGCAUGAAUUGCAACUAUGUCUAGAAGGGUCGCAUCCGGAACUAUCCAGGAUCUAUUACAAAAUUAAUCAAUUUCACCAAGAUAGUUUAAAACAGGCCAAUUCAAACCUCAACUAUAAAUUGAAAUGCAUUGACGUUAGUACCAUCGCAUCUCGAACCUCGAUUCAUCAGAACUUCCUCAAAAAGCUUAUGGAUUGCAAAAACGACAUGAUUACUGAUACGACAUCAUUGUGGUACAAAAUAAACAAAGAACGUAACCAACUAGAUCAACUAGUCCCGGACUAUAACUUCACUGCCAUCCCACUGAUACCGAAUUAUACGGCUACUGUGCCCAUAGAAGAGGGUGCUAAUGGUGUAGCCAAUGGCAUACUAAAUGGUCAUGAGAUUGCUCCGUUGAGCAAAAAAACAAUCAAACAAAAUACGGUGUUCGAAUUAGUAGAGCAACGAAACAACUUGAAUUGUCAAUUGGGAAUAUUGAAUGGGUUAUUACAGUUCCAUGGUCUCCCUUCUGCUCUAUACUCGAAUGUAGAUGACAAUUUUGUCGGGCCAAGCCAAGAACUAUUAUUGAGAAAGGCAACCGACGAUGAAAUCAAUGAGGACUUAAGGGCUAUGGGAAUACCCAUGUAG